Messenger RNA from Ochlerotatus camptorhynchus, 526 nucleotides. RefSeq names its product proteasome maturation protein (gene Pomp). Bases 88 to 486 code for a protein of 132 amino acids. The record is from RefSeq and is a predicted model, not a curated record. Gene Ontology annotation, biological process: proteasome assembly. The transcript has 3 exons. Gene Ontology annotation, cellular component: nucleus; cytoplasm. NCBI's taxonomy places the organism in Eukaryota, Metazoa, Arthropoda, Insecta, Diptera, Culicidae.
CAAGGUACAAAAGUAAACGAAAAUCAGCAACAUCAUUGUUCCUUCGUGGUUAUAGCUUGUAACAAAAUUGUAAAUUUCUCUCGUAAAAUGGAGGCCUCAAUUAAAGUAGCUCCCCAAAUGCCCAACAGCUUCAAAGAAUUUGCCGGUCAUGUUGCUCCACUGGAUGAGAGUUGUGCCGCCCAGCUCCAGUCGGUCCAUCCCUUGAAGCAAUCGGAGCUGAAUUACGAUCAGCACCGUCAGAACCUGAACCUGCAGAUGCUACGCAACCGAGAAGGGUUGGCUGCUCCGCUGAAGCUCACCAUGGAACUCAAAUCCGUGUCCCGCGUGGGGCAUAUGGCGUUCCUUCCGUCCACCAAUGUGGCACGAGAUGUUCUAACCGGACGGGACGAAAUGGUUGACUUUACCGACCUGUUCAACAACGAGGAAAAUUCGGAAUUCAUGCGACAACCGCAUGCCGUGAUGGAGAAGGCGCUCGGUAUUCUGUAAGUUGUAAUUAGGUAUUCUUUUCUUUUUUGGAUUUUUAAAU